CACGUGAACCAUAAUAUGAGUUGAUGCAAGUUUUGUAUGGUUUCUUUUUUUGUCUAUUUGUAAUAAUUGUUGAUUUUGUUUGAUAAUUAGUUCAAUUAUUUCGUUAAUUACAAAAAAAGUCUUAUAUUCUGUAUAUUUUGUAUAUUCCUGUUGUUAGAUUUCAUCACAACUGUUGAUAGUGGGGAUGGAGUUUGAUAAAUCAGCAUAUGUUUUAUACCAUAGUGCCCAGACUGGCUUUCCUUGUUUAAGUUUUGAUAUUAUUCCUGACGGUGAUGGCUCAGGAAACGAUAGAUUGGCUCAAGAUAAUUUGUCAGUUUAUAUGGUUACUGGAACCCAGGCUCCAAAAGCCCACCUAAACACCAUUCAUGUACUGCAUUUAAGCCGAAUGACUAAAUUUAAGCAGAAAAAUAAUGACGAAGAAAGUGAUGAAGAAUCUGAAAGUAGUGAUGAAGAGGAUGAUGGUUCACCAGAUUCUCAACCAUUAUUAAGAUCCGCUGAAAUACCUCAUCCAUGGGGAGCUAUCAAUCGCAUAAGGUUCGCUGAAGUUGGUUCCAGUAUGCUGGCUGCUUCUUGGUGUGAUUCUGGUGCUGUUCGUAUUUGGAAUUUAAAUAAACAGUUACAAGAGCUUAAAAAUUCUUUUUUCAAUAAAAGCGAAGCUGGACCUCCUUUAUUUACAUUUAGUGGACACCAAGUAGAAGGUUUUUCAAUUGCUUGGUCAGACGUGGCUAAAGGAUACUUGGCUACUGGUGACUGUGCCAAAAAUAUUCAUAUUUGGGUUCCUAACGAAGCAGGUACUUGGCAUGUUGACCAAACACCUUUAAUUGGACACACGAAAUCAGUUGAAGAUAUUCAAUGGUCACCUACAGAGCCUAAUGUAAUAGCUUCAUGUUCAGUUGACAAAUCAAUCCGAAUUUGGGAUACAAGAGCUAGAAAUCUUUCUUCCUGUAUGAUAGCAAUCGAAGAUGCUCAUGAAUCAGAUGUUAAUGUAAUAUCGUGGAAUAAAUUGGAUACUUUCUUCCUUCUUUCUGGAGGCGAUGAUGGAGCCAUUAAAGUUUGGGAUUUCCGCAAGUUUGCUAACUCAGUCAAAACUAACAAACCAGUUGCCGUUUUCAAAUAUCAUCUUGAACCAAUUACCUCCGUUGAGUGGCAUCCAUCGGAUAACACGGUUUUUGCUGCUUCCGGAGAAGAUCAUCAGAUAACUCUGUGGGACUUAGCUGUGGAAAAAGACGAUGAAGAAAUAGAAUCAGAAGAUCAAGAAUUGAAAGAAGAAGGAGCCGAUGAAGACGAAGAAAAUGAAGAGUUGAAAGCCGAGAAAAACGCUCCACCGCAACUAUUAUUUGUUCAUCGUGGUCAAAGAGACAUAAAAGAGCUACACUUUCAUCCUCAAAUUCCGGGUCUUGUGAUUAGUACGGCUGCUAAUAGUUUUGAUAUUUUCAAAACAAUAUCAGUGUAAUUCUUGUAUAAAAUAUUCAGCAACUGUUAAGACAAAAACGGUUUAACUGUCUUCAAUCUAUGCUUAAGCAGUUCAAAUGGAUUAUAAUUUUUUUGUACAAAUACUGACAAACCUUUAUAAUGGUUUAAGCUUAACGUUGAUUAAAAGAAAUCUUGUUAUAAUUGAAA
Tetranychus urticae (two-spotted spider mite) is the source of this 1620-nucleotide messenger RNA. Its product is annotated as WD repeat-containing protein 1 l(2)09851. The record is from RefSeq and is a predicted model, not a curated record. Gene Ontology annotation, biological process: ribosome biogenesis. Lineage: Eukaryota; Metazoa; Arthropoda; Arachnida; Trombidiformes; Tetranychidae. Gene Ontology annotation, molecular function: protein binding. Gene Ontology annotation, cellular component: nucleolus.